ACAGCUUGCACUGAGUUUACGCCUAGGAAACUGAAACAAACAGCUAACGAGCGUGUUGACUUUCUAAUCGUCAGUUUCGGAUAUUCGGAAGAUUUUUAAAAAGUAUAUGAAUCCGGGCAGGACGGACUGACCGUGUUAGCGGUGUUCUUCGCGGCACACCUGACCAGCAGGGAAGAAUGAGUUCUCACUCAGAGCAUAGGGCCAUCCAUGUGGAUCCGUCAGACUUGCGCUGUAAGAAAGGCUGCAGUUUCUUUGGCAAUCCGGCCUGGAAUGGCCUCUGUUCCAAGUGCUGGCGGGAAGAGAACCAGCAUGCACGGGCCAGACAGAUUGAAGAGGACCGGGCGCUGGCAGAAAGGCUACAGAGAGAGGAAGAAGCUGCCUAUGCAAGUAGCCACCAGGGGUCACACUCUGAGACCACCACUGCCCAGUUCAGCAAAAUUGAGAAGAGAACUGGUCAGAAAUCACGCUCUGUCCCUACAGUGAAGAGAUUUUUCACUUCAUCUUCAAAGACAAGUCUGGUGAAAGAUGCCACAAUUCCAGAGACACAGUCGGCCCCCACCGCCUCUCUUAGUCAGCAGCCUGUUGUUGAGUCGGACCAAGCCACAAGACAGUUCAUCGACUUUCUGAAGACCCUGCAGAAGCCUGGACGGGAGAUCUUUAAGCAGUGUCAUGCCUUCUGUCAACAUGUACUCUACAAAAAGGAUCUUGGUGCUGAGGAGCUUUCAGAAUCUGUGCAAGACUUUUACCAGAACCUGUCUGAUCGCUUAAACACGCUGUACAAAGGGACCCCAGAUCGAGUGGAGGUUAUAAUGGAUGAAGUAGAGAAGUACCUAAUGCUUCAUUUGUAUGAGCAGGCCUUCUGCCCUGAGUCUGCAGAUGAUGAGGUCAAAGACCUGGCCAUCCAGAACCGAAUCAGGGCUUUACACUGGGUCACUGUUCAGAUGCUGUGUGUCCCGCUGAAUGAAGAGAUCCCUGCAGUAUCAGACAGUCUAGAUAAGGCCAUAACUGACAUCAUUGAGAUGGACUCAAAGAGAGUACCCAAGGACAAGCUGGGCUACGUCACCAGGUGUAGCAAGCACAUCUUCAGCGCUAUCAAACGGAGCAAGCGUGAGGCUGCCUCUGCUGACGACUUCUUGCCAGCACUCAUCUAUGUUGUACUGAAGGCCAACCCACCCCGCUUACAGUCCAACAUACAGUACAUCACUCGCUUCUGCAACCCCAGCCGUCUCAUGAGUGGAGAGGAUGGAUACUACUUCACCAACCUGUGCUGUGCGGUAGCCUUCAUAGAGAAGUUGGAUGCCCAGUCUCUGAACCUAAGUCCAGAGGACUUUGAGCUCUAUAUGUCUGGCCAGGCAUCUCCUAAUAAGGUGCAGGACCCUGGAGACUCUUCAUCCUCUUCUUUACGUAGUGCCCCCAGAGGAGAACCGGCGAGUGGCCGCAGCACUACAGUGGCAAAGACUUCUCAACAGCUGGACCUUCUGACAGGCCUGGAGACACGACAGGAGCGAGUGCUAGAGGGGGCACACAGGCUGGAGAAUGACCUCAUCGAGUGGAAGGACGGUGUGGAGCACUCAGUGCAGGACGUCCUGGAAGGACUUCAUUUGGAGACGUGUCCCUCGUCGUCGUCCGCCAUUGAUUCGGACAACGUCGACAGCGAGGGGCUGCCCCCUCCUCUACAGCCUCAGGUGUUUGCUGGGUAGCUCCCCCAUCUCCCUGCCACUGACCCAACUACACCAAAUGACAAACUGACUGUUAAUAUUUAACCUUUCUGCCCGUCAGUGCUUGGGCCCUGCUGACUGCAGGCUUCUUUGGGUGAUGGUUCCUCCUUUAAUCUACCGUUUUCAUCUUUCCUGUUCUGGGGAAAGGAUUUGCACAUUAUUCUGUUAUAGUUGAGUUCUUCUCAACACUUUUAAGUAAAGCUUUUAUUGUGAAAGAGCUGGCCAACACAGUCAAUAUGGUUUUCCACCAACAUAAAAAUCUUCCAUUAGGAAGAUCGACAGAUAGAAAUUACCAAUGAGCAACAAGCAAUAAACUAAAUAUGCUGUUAUUACUUGAACCACAAUAUUAGGAAAUGUUUAGUUAAAGGUAGCCACAUGGUCAUAAGGACACCUAAAGAGCUUACUAAAUGGAGGUUCCAAUGUCUGCAUGAUUUAAUGGCUGAGAUGUAAACAAGGUCAUUCAGAGUGACUUGGUAUGAAAUACUUCAUCAUCAUGAAACUUAAGUCAGAAUUGUUCACAGUGGUGGUGAUAGGAACCAGACGUCCACCUCUACAAGUUAUGGGAUCAAAUGUAAUAAUUUAUGAAAAUCUAUUUAUAGUAUAGGGGUACACACGGAACAUUGUGAGGCAAAACACUCCCCAGAGGAAAUGUACUUUUUUCAGAUGUCCCACUGUUUUACUGUAAUCAGCAUCACAUGUAAAAGGUAGGGUCACUGGUGGUUUUGGACAGUAAAUAAAAUGGCUAUAUUUGUGUUGUAGUCAUGGUGACCCCUGGUUCCCAUCAUCACCACUGUAAAGAAAUCUGAGAGCCUACAAUCUACAAUGAACCAUUUCACAUCAAACCACUCUAAACGACUUUGUUUACAUGACCGGAAGGGAGCAACCGUGGCCAUUUGGUCAUUGCUCAGUGAAGUGUUGGCCAGCUCUCUCAACAUCGUCCUCUCUGUCCUUGGCAUCUUUCACUCUAUUUAAGUGAAGGCAGGUCAGAGUAGCCAUUCUUAUGCACUUUUAAUAUAAAUGUCUCAAGUAUAUACAGUUCAGUCCUCAGUUCACAUAGUCUCAGCCUAAAUGAAAAAGGAUUUAUUUUUGUCGUAACUUCUUAUUCAUAAGGGAACAUGGAUGAAAAGUUAGCAAGGUUUUGGGUAUUAAUCAGGGAUAUUCCUUGCUGUUCUGUACAGGCAAGUGAACUCACUUGGGAUUUAGUCUUAUAUGCAUUUUAUAUUAUUUAUUAAAGUAUUUAAUUGAUGUUUGUGGUCAUGAAGUCAGGCUGAAACCAGGUCACUCCACAGGUCUUUUAGUUGCAAUAUUUAUUUGGUUGAAUGUAAACAAUCAGAGCAACUAAAGAUUUCAGAUUUUUAGUCAGUGUAGUUACUGUGGUAGAACUUUAAUGUGUUAACAUGUCAGCUGUGUUGUAUACUAAUAUUCUGGAUGAAAUGAUGCACUGUGAACAAGUUGAACACCAGCUCAUACCCACAUGUUUGAGUUCAAGGAGUAUAUGGUUUGCUUGCAGACUGUUGAUGGACACUACAAUGUACAGGCAGUAUAAUAACAUCCAACCUGGGGAUGUUAAACAGUGACUUCUUUCUGACUUCUUUUAAGGGCAAUUCAAUGUCAAAUCACCAGAGUUCUGUAAAGCCCUGGUCCGGAAUUGCCAAAACAGCUGCCCACUCAUUAGUGCUAGAGAGAAUGCUGUGCAAAAGUCACUUUCUAUUCUUUUAAUUUCAGGUCAGAACAGCCAAUAAGUGCAAGUUAUAGGGAAUACCUUCAGGGGAUAUUUGUGAGAUUAGAUUUAAGAUAAACUUUCUUAAGGAAGAGAAAUUCAAGAGGAAAUUAAGUGGGGUGAAAAAAACAAACAAGUUUCCAGAUCUGUAGUUGAAAAAAACAUUGAAAGCUACGGAGAAAAUGGGACUUCGAACAAAGAAUGAAAGGAUGUGCUGCUGUCAGGAAGCCCUGACUGAGAAAAGUAGGAAAACGCAAAGAAGCUGCUGCUGUUUCCAGAACAAUGGACAGACCACCAGAGUUCAGACCUCAGCAUCGCUGAAUGUGUGUGGGAUUACUUGGAUCAUGAGGAGCAGAAAAUGUAACCAACUUCUAAGACUGAACUUUGGAGCUGUGUCUGCAGAUUUACUUGAGGAGUCACCUGAAAAGAAUGGAGGCUGUAAUAAAGAAAAAGAGUGGACAUUAAAUACUGAAAACUUUGAUAGUAUUUCUAGCUGAUGAGACUAAAAUUCCAUUUAAUGUUAUUAUUGGCUGUUUUGCCUGGAAGAAGGGUGGUUUCUGAUUAUUGUACAGUACUGUUUGUACUUUAUUAUUUAAGUUAAUGGCCAUCUGAAACCUUGUUGCUGUUUGAAAUAGGAAUAGCUAGGAAAAGCAGAUUUAGAUCCCAGGUAGUUACAACUUUAGACGUAUGAAUGUGAAAGUCUUGCACCUCUAUCAGAAUAUUGACAUAAUGCUUUUUGAUUCCUACCAGUUCCAGUAUCCAUACUGUCUUAAGAAAGCCUCCGUUAUUGGUUUGUUUGUCUGUUUGUUUGUUUAUUUUAAUCGUAAGAAGACAGUCCUUUAUGUAUCUUAAGAUAUUUAAUUUAAUCUAGCUCUGGGAGCUGAUUGAACUCCGUUCUGACCAUCUUGAUGAUAAUUUGACCUAAACAGUGGUUAAAAGGCAUGGACAUGUUCAUGAUAGUUGUAGUCCCUGAACUAUAUAUGUAUGUUUAAAUAAAUACAUAAGUAAACAAGUAAGAUGGUGACUCCCAAAAACGUCGCUGCCGCAUGCAAACUGCAGCCCUUGCAUAUGUUGCUGUACCCUGAAUGGAUUGUGCCCAAGAGCUGCACAUUCUGUAAUGGCUGUGUAGCCGUUUUCCAGUAAAACCUCCAAAUACUGAGAAUUAAAGUUUAUGAAUGAGUGAA
This is a messenger RNA of Pygocentrus nattereri (red-bellied piranha), 4622 nucleotides long. It is a transcript of the gene rabgef1l, whose product is annotated as RAB guanine nucleotide exchange factor (GEF) 1, like. The record is from RefSeq and is a predicted model, not a curated record. Lineage: Eukaryota; Metazoa; Chordata; Actinopteri; Characiformes; Serrasalmidae. Bases 177 to 1700 code for a protein of 507 amino acids. Gene Ontology annotation, cellular component: cytosol; endocytic vesicle. The transcript has 9 exons. Gene Ontology annotation, biological process: vesicle-mediated transport. Gene Ontology annotation, molecular function: DNA binding; guanyl-nucleotide exchange factor activity; zinc ion binding.